Molecule: messenger RNA, 1077 nt
Organism: Jatropha curcas
Lineage: Eukaryota; Viridiplantae; Streptophyta; Magnoliopsida; Malpighiales; Euphorbiaceae
Product: Exonuclease family protein
Biological process (GO): rRNA processing
Cellular component (GO): nucleus
Molecular function (GO): 3'-5' exonuclease activity; nucleic acid binding
Source: RefSeq, a predicted model, not a curated record
AUGGAUUCUAGACAGGAGUCAUCUGAGACUUUGAGGAACAAGUGUGCAGCUUGCUUUAGACAAUUCAACAAAAUGGAACAUUUAGUUGAGCACAUGAGAAACUCCUAUCACUCAGUUCAUGAGCCCACCUGUAGAAUCUGCAAAAAGCACUGCAGAUCUUUUGAAUCCUUAAGGGAACAUCUCAUAGGGCCAUUGCCUAAACAAGAAUGCAAAAAUAUUUUCAGUAUCAGAGGAUGCAAAUUCUGCUUAACCAUUCUUGAUAGCUACAAUUCUCGCAAUAUGCAUCAAGAAAGAUGCCAGUUUUCAAAUUCCAAUGCUGGAUUGCUUGCUCGCAUAGCUAAUUUAGGUCUAAGGGACAACUUAUUGACUGUUGAGAAUUGUUAUGCGAGAGCUCCUCAAGUUGUUGCUCUUGCUUGUAAAAUGGUUGGAGGUGGAAGUGAUGGCUCUUUAGAUCUUUGUGGAAGGGUUUGCCUCAUUGAUGAAAAGGAAAAUAUUAUCUUCCAUAGUUAUGUCAAGCCACCAAUUCCUGUUACCAACUACAGGUAUGAAACGACGGGUAUUAGAUCUGAAUACCUAAGAGAUGCAAUGCCAUUAAGGCUGGUUCAGUCGAAGCUUCAAAACUUCCUCUGCAAUGGCGAACCUAUGUGGAAAAUUCGACCUAGAGGAGGAGGAAAAGCAAGGAUUCUUGUGGGUCAUGGUUUGGACCAUGACUUUGACCGCCUGCAACUAGAAUAUCCAGCUGUAAUGGUCAGGGAUACUGCUAAAUAUCCUCCAUUGAUGAAAACAAGCAAGCUUAGUAACUCACUCAAGUACCUAACACAAGCCUAUCUUGGGUAUGAGAUACAAAGUGGCAUACAAGACCCAUACGAGGAUUGUGUUGCAACAAUGAGGCUUUACAUGAGAAUGAGAUCCCAAAGACAUGCAGUGGAAGAUUACCCACUUGCAUCUGACCCACAAAAUAGAAACAAUUUUGCUUCUUGGAGGCAAAAUGAACUUGAAAAAAUGUCCCCAGAAGAAAUGCUUGCAAUAUCAAGGUCUGAUUACUACUGCUGGUGUUUGGACUCCUAUUUGAAUUGA